Molecule: messenger RNA, 2058 nt
Organism: Mandrillus leucophaeus (drill)
Lineage: Eukaryota; Metazoa; Chordata; Mammalia; Primates; Cercopithecidae
Gene: FLACC1
Product: amyotrophic lateral sclerosis 2 (juvenile) chromosome region, candidate 12
Exons: 15
Coding region: 483-1751 (422 amino acids)
Cellular component (GO): cytoplasm; sperm fibrous sheath; outer dense fiber
Source: RefSeq, a predicted model, not a curated record
AUAGCAACAAUAUAAACAAACUUUGGCCUGCCAUCUCCCAAGGGCAAACCUCACAACUCAGGCCCAAGUCACUGGAAUCUGAAUGGAGGGGUGACCUCCUCCUCUAGUUUAAUUUCAUUGCAAUACUGAGAAACGUGAACUGUUUUGUCUUUAGAAGGGAAAUUUAUGUUUGUGCCAGGCCAGCCUUUGUAAAAGCCUUUGAUUGGAUUCACUGGAAGUCUGUCUUCCCACACUACAUAUACUGUGAAUUUUCUGCUUCGGCAUUUCAACCACUUGGAAUGGCCACUAAAGUCUUGAGUUCUGGAACCUCUGGAUUUGAUCUAAAGUAAACUCUGAUUCUGUGUUGAUGGGGAACCAUUUCUCUCUAACAUUGUGAUUUCUUUAAGAUGCUUGACUCAGGCCACAUGAGAAUAACAGAUCUUUGGGCAGUCCAAGCAAGAGCCUCCUGAUCUAGCAGCCAAGACUGCCGCUGACCUUUGGCCAUGUACCCCAACCCUCUCAUCUAUUGCACCUGCUGGGACCCCUGGAACUUGGGACCACGGAAGCUAAUCAAGACCCCUCAACUACCACACAAGAACUCCACAGGGAGGUCCAAGCUAACUCCUCUUCUACCAGCUCCAAAAAAUCACAAUUACCUCCAACCAACAAAACCUGUUGUUUCCCCAAAAAAGAAAAUCCAUGCAGCAAGGCAAGAAGAGAGCAAUAAAUCAUUUUAUGAAGUGAUCAACGUGUCACCUGGCUAUCAACUUGUUCGGAAUCGGGAACAGAUUUCUGUCACCUUAGGGGAUGAGAUGUUUGAUGGGAAAAAGCGGUGGGAAUCGGAGAUCCCGAACAAAGACAGAUUUUCCAGGACCAACAUCAUUUCUGACCUACAAGAGCAAAUUUCAGAGCUGACAGCAAUAAUUGAACAAAUGAACAGAGACCACCAGUCUGCCCAGAAAUUGCUCUCCAAUGAAAUGGACCUCCGCUGUGCUGAGAUGAAACAGAACUUUGAAAACAAGAACAGGGAGCUUAAAGAGGCCCAUGAAGCAGAACUCAGUGAGUUGGAGAACAACUACAAAACAGCCUUGAAGGCGGAGAAGUUGGCUGCCCAAGAGAAGCUAGAGGAGAUGGGAAAAGAAUACAAGUAUUUGAAGAAUAUGUUUCGUACGUAUCAGGACAGUAUUUAUGAUGAAAUGGAAGAGAAGUGGUCAAAACAGAAGGCAAAAUGGAAGAAGGAUGAGAAGUUGGAGCGAGAAAAUAUCCUGCUACAGCAAAAAAAAAAGAUGACCAAAAAAUUCGAAUUGGAGUCAGGAGAAGAAGAGAAGAAAAUAAAUGAAUCCUGCGGCACUGUCUUUGAGAACUUCAUUCAAGAGAAGGAGGAGCUCUUGAAACAACAUCAAAGUGAUACCUUGCAAUUAGAAGAGCUGAGAAAAACCAAAGAGGUCAUGGAGGAAGAAUUACAUGCACAAGCCCUCAUCCUAGAGUCACUUAACGCAAACCUCUACUAUACCCAGGUGGAACUCCAAAAAGAGAAAGCUAUAGUGGGAAAUCUGGAGAAAAUGCUUCAAACCAAGUGUGCUGAAACUGAAGAAAAGUAUAAGUACACCAUACAGAUCCUGAUGGAAGAGAACAUUCAUCUGAAGCAAAAGGUAAUUUCUAAGAAUGAAGAAAUGUAUGAAGAAUAUUCUGGGAGAUUGGCCUCUAUUACUGUUUCUAAGGAUGAUUCUGACACCGUGGAAGAUGGUAGCAAGAAAAGACAAGAAUCAUAAACAUAAAGUCGCUCUCCAUUGUUGAAGAUGGUCGGCACACCAUUUCUGUAGGCCCCGGAAACUCCCGGCAGGGUUUUCUUCAGAACAUGUGUAUAAUGAGUUUAGUUCUUGGGUUGCUCUGACUCUAUUUUUGCUCUAUUCUGAGUGGCUGAAAAUGUUUGAAUUCUCAUCUGAAUUUCACAGCUUAUCACGGACGCUUCAUUGAAAAAUGAUGCUCUCCGUACUGGGAGCUGAGCUUUCUCUGAGUUUUGUACUAUUUUUCUUCCACCUUUAUGUAUUUCAUAGGAAAGAAAUAGAUUUGAAAGCC